Messenger RNA from Aethalodelphis obliquidens (Pacific white-sided dolphin), 1495 nucleotides. It is a transcript of the gene FAIM2, whose product is annotated as Fas apoptotic inhibitory molecule 2. Bases 131 to 1000 code for a protein of 289 amino acids. Gene Ontology annotation, biological process: negative regulation of apoptotic signaling pathway. NCBI's taxonomy places the organism in Eukaryota, Metazoa, Chordata, Mammalia, Artiodactyla, Delphinidae. The transcript is spliced from 13 exons. The record is from RefSeq and is a predicted model, not a curated record. Gene Ontology annotation, cellular component: endoplasmic reticulum; membrane; Golgi apparatus.
CCGGUCCUCCUGGCCCGGCUGCAGUGGAUGUUGCUAGAACCCACGCGGAGGAAGGAAGAGACGCAGGCAGGCUGCGGUGACCCAAGCGGCCGCCCGUGCCUCAGGGACCCCUUCCCGGAGAGACGGCACCAUGACACAGGGAAAGCUCUCUGUGGCUAACAAGGCCCCCGGGACAGAGGGGCAGCAGCAGGCGAAUGGUGAGAAGAAGGAGGCUCCAGCAGUGCCUUCGGCCCCGCCCUCCUAUGAGGAGGCCACCUCUGGGGAGGGGCUGAAGGCAGGAGUCUUUCCACCAGCCCCCUCGGCUGUGCCUCUCCACCCCAGCUGGGCCUAUGUGGACCCUAGCAGCAGCUCUAGCUAUGAGAGUGGUUUCCCCACUGGCGACCACGAGCUCUUCACCACCUUCAGUUGGGACGACCAGAACGUUCGCAGAGUCUUCAUCAGAAAGGUCUAUACCAUUCUGCUGAUCCAGCUGCUGGUGACCUUGGGUGUCGUGGCUCUCUUUACCUUCUGUGACCCCGUUAAGGACUAUGUCCAGGCCAACCCAGGCUGGUACUGGGCAUCCUACGCCGUCUUCUUCGCGACCUACCUGACCCUGGCCUGCUGUUCUGGACCAAGGAGGCAUUUCCCCUGGAACCUGAUCCUCCUGACCAUCUUUACCCUGUCCAUGGCCUACCUCACUGGGAUGUUGUCCAGCUACUACAACACCACAUCUGUGCUGCUGUGCCUGGGCAUCACGGCCCUCGUCUGCCUCUCGGUCACCGUCUUUAGCUUCCAGACCAAGUUUGACUUCACGUCCUGCCAAGGUGUGCUCUUCGUGCUGCUCAUGACUCUCUUCUUCAGUGGACUCAUCCUGGCCAUCCUCCUGCCCUUCCAAUAUGUGCCCUGGCUCCAUGCAGUGUAUGCCGUGCUGGGAGCAGGCGUGUUUACGUUGCUUCUAGAUGGGUCCAUGAAGUCUCUGAGAAGCAGAGGCCCCUUCCACCCUACCCUUGACUCACAUUGAAUUGAGACAUGAGGGAGAAAUAAACCUUUAUCGUGGAGUCAUGCUUCAGUCCUUGGAAGAAGUUCAGCAAAUCGCUGGCCUCAUGAAGCUGGAGGCCCCUUGAAGAUGGCUGGCCAGGUGGGGAGAGGUCAGCACAACUCUGCAGACCCCUGGCUGACGCUGCUGGAUAUUCUGGCCCAUCCCGGCUGCUGACUUGAACCUGCUACCUAGGCCGAUGCCAUGCCCCAUCCUGCCACCUCGGCGCAGUUUCUUACCAGCUCAGUUUUUUUUCUUAUCUCUGGCUCAGCCCACAUUUUGCCUAGUUCCACUCCACCAGGUCUCUUUCAGUUCAGUUCCCUUCUUUCUUCCUUUUCAGUUUUCCCAAAUCAGACCUGGCUUUAGUUGCCUACUUGCAUCCUGUAUGGAGUUCGGGUUUUUUAAAAAAUUUUAUUUCAUUGCAACAAGAAUACUUAACAUGAGAUCUACCCUCUUAACCAGUUUUUUUUUUUUUUUUUU